This is a messenger RNA of Melitaea cinxia (Glanville fritillary), 1345 nucleotides long. RefSeq lists its product as uncharacterized. Gene Ontology annotation, molecular function: DNA binding. Lineage: Eukaryota; Metazoa; Arthropoda; Insecta; Lepidoptera; Nymphalidae. Bases 357 to 1046 code for a protein of 229 amino acids. The record is from RefSeq and is a predicted model, not a curated record. The transcript has 2 exons. Gene Ontology annotation, cellular component: nucleus; transcription regulator complex. Gene Ontology annotation, biological process: regulation of transcription by RNA polymerase II.
CGCGGAUUACUCGUAUCAGUCCGACGUUAGUACAUCGAAACGCACGUUUCAUAUGAACGCUUUGACGGUCGUAAACAAUAAAAAUAUAUGUGUUUACAAUAAUCGUACGAUACGAACGAUAGUAUGUAAAAGUUUGACGGUUAUUGAUAAAGUCGGCGACGUUGCCAAGUCGACCGCUGCGGCGCGCGUUGCCAGGCGCGUUUGUGUUGUGUGAAAGCGAUCGUAUUCGCUGCGGACGAAAUUAUUUAUCGCUUUAAUAUAUCUAUCUUGUUGUCUAAGUUUAAAAUAUUGAAUGAUUUAAAUAAAGAAUUUAUUUGCGAUAAGAUUAUCAAAUCAAUGUCACACAGUUUAUAAAAAUGACGACAUACGCGUUGGACGCGGAAACGUUCAUAAAUGAAAUAAAGAAAUACAAAGAGCUAUGGAGCCUGAGCUGCGACGGUUACAAGUUCAAAGCGAAAGACAAGCAGCUGGCGUGGGCGAACGUCGCCAAGGCGUUUAUACCGGACUUCGAUAGUAUGAAAGAAGUCGAAAAAGCCGAAGUAUAUCGCAAACUGCAUAGUAAAUGGCGCAACAUACGGGACGCGUACGUCCGCAGCCUGAAACGCAAGGACGGCAAACGCGCCUACAUGUACGCGAAGCUGUUGACCUUCCUGAACACGAGGUACGUGGACAACCACACCAGCGAGGGUGAGAGCGAGGACGAGAGCUCCGACGAGGCGGAGAGCGUCAGCAUCAACAAGUCAAGAAACAUCGAAGUCACAGCGACUAGCGAGGAUGAAUCUUCAACUAUAGACAAUUUGAAACGGCGCAGGGUAGAAAAAACUGACAAGAUAGAGUUCGUAGAAACACCCAACGUACAAAGUGAAUCGGUACAUGUAUCAGAAAACGAAGACCGCUCCUUCUUUGACUCCCUCUUGCCCGCGGUCAGGGAGUUCGAUCUGGACCAAAAAUUGGAAUUCAGAUGUGGGGUCCUCAAACUAAUAAAGCAAAUUAGGUCCAAAGGGAAUAGUUUAAAAUCUGAAUUUAAUUCUCUCGAUUACGAUUAACUUGUAAAUUUUAGAUCUUAUUAUUUAUAUAAAUACAAAAUACAUAGGUAAUUAUUGUUUUUAAGACAAAUUAUAUUAGGACUAUAUUUAAUUAAAUUUAUAAUUUGUUAUAUUGUUUAGCUACUUCUAGAUUUUAUUACUAAAGUUAUCGACAGAAUAUAAAUCUGAAACUUUAAUGAUUUUUUUAUUAUUAUGAAUCCAUUGCAUUGUUGUUGGCCAUAUGCUGUUAAAAGAAAACAUUUUUGAUAACGACUUUCUUAUUGUCUUUGUAGCAAAAUAUUAAAGUUCUUUUGAAAAGC